AUGAAGUUUCCCGCGCUCGCUGUCAUUCUGCUGAUCGUCGUAUCGCAAUCAUCGAUUUCAAAAUGCCAAACCGGCUCUUAUUCGGCGCUUUCCUGUGCACUCGGCAGAAGCCUGUUUUAUCAGCCAGCGAUCAAAGUUGCCAAUAACGACUUGUACAAAUCGGAGCAGAUUGGAGACAAUGUUAUUUUUUACCUGUACACCAAAGAAAAAUCCGAAGGCGAGACGAUCAAAGUGGGUGACAGUGAUGGCAUUCAAAAAAGCUCCUUCGCACAUCAUAGGCCGACGAAGAUACUCAUUCACGGUUACAUGGCCGAUUCAGGUUCCUGUACGGGGUCGAAAGAUGCUUUUUUGAAAAACGGAGAUUACAACGUGAUCGUGAUCGACUGGUGGAAUAUGCAAUCGCUUUGGGGCAGUAUACCGAAGGAUUAUUUCACGGUCGCGAAGAUGGUCCCAGAAGUUGGACAGUACAUUGCGGAAAUGAUUGAUUUCCUCGAAAAUCAUGGAAUGAACGUAGAAACUACGACUCUUAUUGGACAUUCUCUGGGCUCUCACGCAGUGGGGAUUGCUGGUAAUAGGACUAGCAACAGAGUUCGUUACAUUGUUGGCUUAGAUCCAGCACAACCUUCAUUUGAUGAUAAAAAACCUGGCGAACGCCUGUCAUCGGGUGAUGCUGACUUUGUCGAAGUGAUACAUACAAAUCAAGGCGAUUGUGGCAUGGGUGAACCCAUUGGUCAUUUCGACUUUUAUCCGAAUGGUGGUUCUAGACAACCAGGAUGUAAAAGUAAUACGUGCUCGCACUCUAGAUCCUGGGAAUUAUAUGCUGAGUCAAUAAAUACGUCGAAAGGAUUUUAUGGUCGGCGCUGCGCGGACUUGGAAUCGGCUAAAAAUGGUACAUGCUCUGGAGAAUUAGCGCUGAUGGGCGAUUUGACGAAAAAGAUAGCCACACAAGCGGGAAUUUAUUAUCUUCAAACAAAUGACGCGUCUCCAUACGCAAGAGGUUUAGUUGAAAAAGUGACAAGAAUCAUGAAUUACUCCAUCUUUAUUUUUAUUUUCUGUAUUUCACCCUUUAUCGGGUUAAGCGACGGCGUUCCAAGUAUGGUGGUUUGUGCUUGGGGAAAUCCUUCUAAGGUUAUGAUAGAGUAUGCCAAUGAAGAACAUGAUAGCCAUGUGUCAAAGGUUCUUGACGAUGAUGAUGUAAAAACCUACUUAUUCAAAAAAGAUUCUCCAUAUCCGUUUCAAUUAUUUCUGAAUGAUGAGACUCGUUUAGUUAGCGGUAAUUUUGAAAUCUCUAAGCCGACUUAUAUUUUUGUUCAUGGUUAUAAAAGUUCUAUAAAGUCAUCCUCAAGUACUUUAAUUAGAAAUGCUUUAUUGAACAAUGGUGAUUUUAAUGUCAUUGUUCUUGAUUGGUCCCCAUACCAAUAUUGGGGAUUUAAGGGUGCUUUUCCUAAACUUUAUCCCAAAGUUGUCAGUGAAUUGCCAAAUGUUGCAGAUUAUAUUACUAGAUUUGUCAAGUUUUUAAAAUCAUACGGUAUGAAUAUAAAAACUACAACAUUAAUCGGGCAUUCUCUAGGUGCUCAUGCAGUUGGUAUAGCAAAUUACAAUUUGGAAUCAAAAGUUCCACGUAUUGUAGGUUUAGAUCCAGCGGGACCUUAUUUUCAUCAUAAGGGCGUUGGAGAGCGUCUAUCAAAAGAAGAUGCAGAAGUAGUUGAAGUUAUUCAUUCAGAAAAAGAAAAUUGUGGUUUAUCAGAACAAUUAGGACACUACGAUUUUUACCCUAACGGAGGAAUGAAGCAGCCUAGUUGUAAAACUAAUAAAUGCUCUCAUUCAAGGUCGUAUCGAUAUUUCGCUGAAUCUCUUACCGCAAAUAAUCAAUUUUGGGCUCGUAAGUGCAAAGAUUUAGUACAACUGAAUGAAGAAAAAUGUGACGGAGCCCCAGCGUUAAUGGGUGGAUUAUUCACUAAAAAUAUAGAGCAGGGAAUAUAUUAUCUAAAAACAAGAGAUAGCGAGCCUUUUGCAUUAGGAAAAACUGAUUUGUAAAAAAAUGAAAUGAUGAAUUAAUUAUUUAUGUUAAGAAAGCUGAAAAUAGUAACUAUUAUGUUUAUAAUGUUAGGGCACUUGAAAAAAAUAUUUGAUAAAAAGUUUAAAUUGCAAUUAAAAAUAGACAAAUUAAAAUUAAAAUUGAUAGGUUAUUUAAAAUUAGACUAACUUGGUCACCAAUAUUGUCAUCGAGCAAAGUAUUUGUCCUAAAAACUUACAGUAAUUAAAACAGAAAUCUUAAAUUUACUUAAAAUAUACAAUGAUUAAAAAAAACAUAAAAACCAUAAUUAUUAUUUUAAAAAAACAUAAAAAAUUGAUAGAACCAAUUAUUAUUAUUUACGAGAACUUUGUUUCGGCUGUAGCUUGUGAUAAACUAAGCGCGUGCGCAAAAAAUUCAUUGUUCAUUUACGGUCUUACGUAUCUUCGCUGAUAACGCGCGAGUAAACUUGCUUAUGA
Molecule: messenger RNA, 2493 nt
Organism: Trichogramma pretiosum
Lineage: Eukaryota; Metazoa; Arthropoda; Insecta; Hymenoptera; Trichogrammatidae
Exons: 9
Coding region: 1-2037 (678 amino acids)
Biological process (GO): lipid metabolic process
Molecular function (GO): lipase activity
Source: RefSeq, a predicted model, not a curated record